Messenger RNA from Oryzias melastigma (Indian medaka), 3185 nucleotides. RefSeq names its product citrate synthase (gene cs). NCBI's taxonomy places the organism in Eukaryota, Metazoa, Chordata, Actinopteri, Beloniformes, Adrianichthyidae. Gene Ontology annotation, cellular component: mitochondrial matrix. The record is from RefSeq and is a predicted model, not a curated record. The transcript has 11 exons. Bases 137 to 1546 code for a protein of 469 amino acids. Gene Ontology annotation, biological process: citrate metabolic process; tricarboxylic acid cycle; carbohydrate metabolic process.
AUCGUUUCCAGCUGCAGGCCUGAAUCCCUCUUCAACCUUCUACUUUCCGGAGGGGCACCUUCAACCAGUUCCGCGGUGCACUGGCAGUGGCUUUUUCUUUAUUGUAGAGUGGAAAUAUCUCUGAAACAUAGACAAAAUGUCCUUUCUCACAGUCAGCAGGCUAGCACCCAAACUUCUCAAUUCAAAGAAUGCCACUUUGUUAUUUGUGGCUGCCAGAAAUGCAAGCGCAUCCACAACAAAUCUGAAGGAUGUUCUGGCAGACCUCAUCCCUAAAGAACAAACUAGGAUCAAGAACUUUAAGCAGCAGCAUGGGAAAACCAACAUAGGCCAGAUUACUGUAGAUAUGGUCUAUGGAGGCAUGAGGGGGAUGAAGGGUCUGGUGUAUGAAACCUCUGUGUUGGAUCCUGAUGAGGGAAUCCGCUUCAGGGGAUACAGCAUCCCAGAGUGUCAGAAGUUGUUGCCCAAAGCUCCAGGAGGCGAGGAGCCUCUGCCUGAGGGUCUCUUCUGGCUGCUGGUCACUGGACAGGUCCCUAGUGAGGAGCAGGUCAAUUGGGUGUCCAAAGAGUGGGCGAAGAGAGCGGCGCUCCCCUCUCACGUUGUCACCAUGCUGGACAAUUUCCCCACAAACUUGCACCCCAUGUCUCAGUUCAGUGCUGCCAUCACGGCUCUGAACAGUGAGAGCAGCUUUGCACGAGCGUACUCUGAGGGAGUCCACAAGUCCAAGUACUGGGAGUACGUCUAUGAAGACUCAAUGGAUUUGAUUGCUAAGCUGCCCUGCAUUGCUGCCAAGAUCUACCGCAACUUGUACCGCGAAGGCAGCAGCAUUGGAGCCAUCGACUCCAACCUGGACUGGUCUCAUAACUUCACCAACAUGCUGGGCUACAACGACGCGAAGUUCACUGAGCUGAUGAGGCUCUACCUCACCAUUCACAGUGACCAUGAAGGCGGCAAUGUCAGCGCACACACAAGCCACCUGGUAGGGAGCGCCCUGUCUGAUCCCUAUCUGUCCUUCAGCGCCGCCAUGAAUGGUCUGGCCGGUCCUCUCCACGGCCUGGCCAAUCAGGAGGUGCUGGUGUGGCUGACCGCUCUGCAGAAGGAGCUGGGAGGAGAAGUUUCUGACGAAAAGAUGAGGGACUACAUCUGGAACACCCUCAAGUCUGGAAGGGUGGUGCCGGGCUACGGCCAUGCUGUUCUGAGAAAGACCGACCCGCGCUACACUUGUCAGCGCGAGUUUGCCCUGAAGCAUCUGCCCAAUGACCCCAUGUUUAAACUGGUCGCCCAGCUUUACAAGAUUGUACCCAAUGUGCUGCUGGAGCAGGGGAAGGCGAAGAACCCCUGGCCCAACGUAGACGCUCACAGUGGCGUUCUCCUGCAGUACUAUGGAAUGACGGAGAUGAACUACUACACUGUCCUUUUCGGCGUUUCUCGCGCCCUCGGCGUCCUGGCUCAGCUCGUGUGGAGUAGAGCGCUGGGCUUCCCCCUGGAGCGUCCCAAGUCCAUGAGCACGGAUGGACUGAUGUCUCUGGUUGGAGCCAAGUCGGGUUGAGAGGAGCCGGGCGUUUAGUGAGCAGGGUAGGAAGAUUUGGAAACAUCAGAAGGCAGACAUCAGUUGACCCAACGUCAUUUUUCCAACCCAAGGGAUUUAACGGGAUUCAGUAUGCUUUUAAUGUUAAGUCACUAAAGAAGGGCCUUUUAAUUUGUCACACCCUUAGCGAUGAAGUGUGUUACUGACGAGAUGUCCCGUCACUUCUGCACAUUUGAAACCUGAGUGGAGCAAACUUCAAACACAUACAUUUAACCUUGGGUAGGCUCAAGCUACGCCUGCGUGUUUCCCAUCAAACAUUGACGUAUGAGUAAGCAGAGAGGCGUUCAAAGGGAAUUGUGGAAGUGAACUAAAUGCCAUUUAAAAACAAAAAAGAUACUAAACAUUUACUGCUUUUGGCUGAUUUUGUUUUUUUUUCUAAAGUCUCUAAAAAAAACUACUUAAGUUUCUUCUAUGCAAUCAAAUCUCAUCCGUUUAUUUCACUCCCACUAAAUAACACUCCAGCUUCAAAAUAAAAUUAAGAAGGUCCUGACAGUCUGAUUAAAACAAAUGAGCUUAAAAGAUACUGCCCCUUUAAAUCUGCAAUCUCCUUUUUUCGUCUAAUAGUUGACCUGUAUUUACCUCUACGAUCAAAAUAACUCGUUUGUGUCCUUUAGCUCAUUUUUCCUUUUAUUUUUAUGGAGUUUUGAAAGGUCUUACGAGGACUGAAAAUGAUGCAAUGCUAAUUUAGCCGACGGGUGUUUGGAAUCGGCAGCCCGCGUGAUCUUACAGAGCAAGCUUGGAUGUAAGGUGGUGAUCAGGGGAGGGGUUCACUUGUAUUCUUGCAUAGGUUUGACUUCACCCCCACAGCAGAGCUUUCUCUAAACAUGGUCUACUCCACAGCAAGCACUUGGCUUGAUUUGGUUUCCCACCUUGUAGCAGAUGAAUGACCCCCUCCCUGGUUGAUUUUAUUUUGAAGGGGUGUUUAAUAUGUAUAAAAAUGAUACUUUGGGUUCUCAAGUUGUGGUUUUAUUUAUACUUUGUGUACAUAGGUAUAUAUAUGUAUAGCUUGAAUGUAUGAGCUCAAUGUGAUCAUUUGCUUGUAAGAACCACAGUGAGUUCCUCAGUCGGUUUAGUUCGGUCCACGUUUUCUGUAAAGAUCAGUCUCACUGGUUGCUGUGUAUUUCUGACAAUGAACAAAACAAUAAGCUGCAGCUAUUUUGUAAAUACACAGUUUCUUGCUAAGCUGGUGCAGUUUUAUUUUUGUUUUUUCCAGGGGAUUCCCUUGAAUGUUUCAAGCUUGCUCUUAAGUUCUGGGUUUGUCAAACACUCCAUGUUUGUAGUUUGGAUUCCAGCUUGAUUUGAGUUUGUUUUUCCAUUCGAUUACUUUCACUGUUAAGCGUGUCAGACGUAUGUUUUGAUUCCCACCUGUUUCAUCAUGUCGUUCUGCGCUUUAAACUCUUCAGGGGAUGUUGUUUUGAUUGUAGAGGAGGAUAGAGGUUGUAUAUAACUAGAAAAAAAAAAAAAAAAAAAGUCAAUGCAGAUGAUUUAAUCAGACUAUUGUGGAGGGUGACUGGGCCGGAUGGGUCAAUUGCGUGAAAAGAAAAAAACACACUAUUGGAAAACGAUAAAAAAUGGAAAAAAUAAAAAGUUUUUAAUAACA